This is a messenger RNA of Sebastes umbrosus (honeycomb rockfish), 1310 nucleotides long. RefSeq names its product RAB25, member RAS oncogene family b (gene rab25b). NCBI's taxonomy places the organism in Eukaryota, Metazoa, Chordata, Actinopteri, Perciformes, Sebastidae. The record is from RefSeq and is a predicted model, not a curated record. The coding region runs from base 282 to 908 and encodes 208 amino acids. The transcript is spliced from 5 exons. Gene Ontology annotation, molecular function: GTPase activity; GTP binding. Gene Ontology annotation, biological process: exocytosis. Gene Ontology annotation, cellular component: recycling endosome.
GCUACCUGGAUACACUCAGCAUGUCCUGUUCAAACAAGCCAGCUCUCUGUUAACUCAGAUAGGGAAGGGUAGUGAAGGGCAGAGAGCCGGCGACUGGCAUUCAUGUGUCAAAACACUUAUUGCGGCCAUUUUCUUUCCUGAAGCCCGAGGAUCUGAAAGGGGGGGCAGGCUGGGUUUGCGGUGUGAGUCAGUGUCGUCUUACAUCCUGCAAUCAGUCUGUGAGUGCUGGAGACACGGCAGUAAGUAAACUGAGGGGCGGCAACACACUGGAUGGACACAAUAUGGGGUCAGAUGAGGCCUACAACUUUGUCUUUAAGGUGGUACUAAUAGGAGAAUCUGGUGUAGGAAAGAGCAAUCUGCUGUCCCGCUUCACCAAAAACGAGUUCAACCAUGACACCCGCACAACUAUCGGGGUGGAGUUCAGCACACGGACAACGCAGCUCAACAGCUUCACCAUCAAGGCCCAGAUCUGGGACACGGCCGGGCUGGAGCGAUACCGGGCCAUCACUUCUGCGUAUUACAGAGGUGCUCUCGGGGCCCUGCUGGUCUAUGACAUCACCAAACACCUCACCUAUGAGAGCGUGGAGCGCUGGCUGAAGGAGCUGUACGACCACGCCGACCCCCACAUCGUGGUCAUGCUGGUGGGCAACAAGACUGACCUGGAAUCAGAGAGAUCUGUGCCCACCGAGGAGGCUAAAGACUACGCAGAAAAGAAUGGUCUUUUAUUCCUGGAGACGUCUGCUCUGGAGUCAACUAACGUGGAGGCAGCAUUCAACAAUGUCCUAGCAGAGAUUCACAGGAAGGCCAACAGUAAGGAAGUGGUUCAUGGCGCCAUCAGUGCUGUGUCCUUGAGCAACUCCAGUGCAGAAAACAGCGAGGAGAGGAAGCCCUGCUGCAGGAACAUCUGAUCACAAGGUCCUUCAGGAGCCCAGGGGCCUCGGGGCGGGCGACACGGUGACCUUCACCCACGACCCUGAGCUAGAGCUCGACGAGAGGCACGCGACACGGCAACCGUGGGGGGCCAAUAUAAACGGUCCCGGCUUAACUGUGACUUAUGACUGAUUUACAAGUUGUACAAGCUGCAUGACUGCAUGAUGUAUUCAAAAGAUGAUUCAUAUAUUAUGUGAAUGAAUGUAGCUGGAGACCAACAUCAAUCUUUUUUGAACAUAGGUCAAAUGUAAAACACUUAACCGUGUUAAAAUUAUAUAAUAUUUAUAAUCCAUGCACAGAAUUGGAGUAACGUGCUCCAGCUGACGAUCGUGGAUCAGACUGAUUGCAAAUUCUCUUGAGAAAUAAAUGAUUUAUGGAGA